UUCAAUUACUUACAGCUGAAGCAAAAUUCUACUGUUACUUCUCACAAAACCAUUACAGAUUUGCUUUGUGAUAACCGGGAAAAGAAACCUUUGGGAAUUCAUGAGGAUAUUAAUAGGAAUACCUAUGUAGAAGAUCUGAUUGAAGAGGUGGUGGUUGCCCCAGAAGAAGUUAUGGAAUGGAUCAGAAAAGGAGAAAAAAAUCGCCAUUAUGGAGAAACCAGAAUGAAUGAACACAGCAGUUGUUCUCACACUAUCUUCAGAAUGAUCACUGAAAGCAGAGAACGAAGUGACCCUACAAAUGCAAACUGUGAUGGAGCAGUGAUGGUAUCCCACUUGAACUCGGUAGAUCUGGCAGGCAGUGAAAGAGCUAGUCAAACAGGAUCUGAAGGUGUCCGACUGAAGGAAGGCUGCAGUAUAAACCGGAGCUUGUUCAUUCUGGGUCAAGUUAUCAAAAAACUUUGUGAUGACCCUUCUGGCUUCAUAAAUUACAGAGGUAGCAAGUUGACUCGAAUUCUGCAGAAUUCCCUUGGAGGAAAUGCUAAGACAGUUAUUAUUUGUACAAUUACUCCUAUUUCUUUUGAUGAAAGGCUCAGGACUCUUCAGUUUGCCAAUACAGCCAAAAGAAUGAAGAAUACUCCGAAAGUCAGUGAAGUACUUGACGAUGAUGCCCUUCUGAAGAGAUAUUGCAAAGAAGUUCUGGAUUUAAAAAAGCAGUUGGAGGAAGUGUCUUCAAAGACUCAAAUUCACGCAAUGGAAAAAGACCAAUUGGCCCAGCUGUUGGAAGAAAAAAAUUCUCUUCAAAAAGUACAGGAAGAUAAGAUAUGAAACUUAACUGAGAUGCUGGUGACUUCUGCCUCCUUUUCUUCAAAACAGAAUGCUGAAGCCAAGAGAAGAAGAAGAGUUACUUGGGCUCCUGGUAAAAUAAACCAGGCGAAUGUGAGCUAUUUUGAAGACUUUGAAAAAACAAGGGUGACAGAAACAAAAAAAAUGAAACUGUCGGCACUACAAGAUGUGGAGGAUUCUAUGUUAGAGAGUUCUGAAUAUGAAAACCAAUAUCUGCUGGUUCCUGACCAAAUUUCGGAUGUAGAAUGGACUGCUGGACCGAACGUGAAUUGGAGUCAGAGAGACUUUGAAGAAUCUGUGCAACUCUGUGAAGCAUUAGCACCAGAAAAGGAUAUGGCUGUAAGUGAGGUCAACGUCCUGCAAGCUAACUUAAAUAGCCUAGCGUUGGAAAAUGAGCAGCUGAAAUUUGAAAUAAAUGAAAUAAAGGAGAAAUUGAAGGAAAAAAUAGAAAUGGAUGAAUUUGAAGCGCUGGAAAAACAAACACAAAAAGAUCAUGAGGUACAACUAAUGGGUGAAAUUACCAACUUAAAGAGUCUAGUUUCAAAUGCUGAAGUGUACAAUGAGGAACUUGAGGCAGAAAUGAACUCCAAACUGGAACAGCUGAAAGAGAAAGAGAACAAAAUAAAGCUAUUACAGAAUCAUGUGGAAGAAUUGCAGAAAGUGGGAGCGGAAAAAAAGGACACACCUUCAGUGGUUGAUUCUGAUAAGCUAAUUGAAGAAAUUCAGCAGCUGAAGAAAUCCCUCUUAGACAGUGAAACCCUAGUCUUGGAUGCCAAAAAGGAAUCUGCUUUUCUCAGAGCUGAAAAUUUGGAGCUGAAGAAGAUGAAUGAACUCUUAAAUAAGUACAAGCAAAUGCAAAAGGAUGUUCAAUUCUAUCAAAGCCAAGUAGAAACAGGAAAAGCCAGUUACAAAAAAGUGCAAGCUGACUUGCAGAAAGAGUUGCAGUCUGUAUUUCAAGAAAACACAAGGCUAACUUCACUGAUGGAGGGUGAAGUUCCAAAAGAUCUGCUCUCUCUUACGGAGCUGGAAAGAAAGGCAGCUGACUUAAAAGGGGAACUAGACGAAGCACUGAAAGAGAAUACACUUCUGCAAAAACAAGUAAAGGAGCUCUCAGCAUUUCAGUCUCUACCAAAUACUGUUGAGAUACAGCAGAAAGAGAUUCUUGGAAAAUGUGAGGAGCUACACUUAUUAAAAUUGGAAAGAGAAAAGCUGCUUUCUGAAGUAGCUGCUAAUGAAAUAAGACUUAAACAUAUGACUGAAGAAAUUGAAAAAUCAAAAGACAAUCUAGCAGAUGCAGAGCUUAAGUACAUAAAGUCUGAUCAGGAAUGUGUAGCACUUAAACAGCUCCAUGAAGAACUAGAGCAAAAAUAUGUAGCUGCAUCAGAAAACAAUGAACAAAUGAAGCCCCAAAUAAAUGCUCUAUCAAAAGAAGCACAAGACUCAACAAGUUUGGAGGAAGUGAAAUUAGAGCUCUCUAGCAAAAUGAAAGAACUGGAAGGAAAGACAGCAGAGUAUGAACAGCUUCUUGAGAUAAGAGAAGAUUUUAUUCGGACUCAGGAGAAGUUAAAUGAAAUGGAGCAACUAAAAGAGCAAGAAAAGGUUAUGGAGUUGAGACUGGAGGCCAAGGAUUCAGAGAUCCAGGCAGUUCUUCAGCAGCUUACUGAGUGUCGGGAAGAACUAAAAACUCUAAGCCAGGAAAGAGAUUGCUUGAGGCAAAAAGAGGAGUCUCUCCAAGCUGAGGCAGACCAACUCAAAGAGGAUACAAAGGACACUGUUUCAAUGAACAUUUUGACACAGGAAGAAAUGAGAAAUACACAGAGUUCUCUCAAGCAAUCCCAGGACACUGUCAAGAAGCUGGAAAAAAAUAUUUCUGAAAAAGCAUCUCCGAUUCUGAGUGUUGGGAAACUAGGGAAAACCAUUAAAGAACUUGAAAUGCAGAUAUCGCAAAUGACAGAAGAAAUAAAAAUCAUCACAUCAGAGAGAGACCAGCUCGCUGAGGAAAAGUCAGAAAAUAACUGUAGAGAAAGUGAUCAGCUUCAGGUGCAAAAGGAACAAAUCUUUUUCCUUAGGCAAGAGAACAAGUCAUGGCAGGACAAGCUGAACAGUUUACAUUUGGAAAAAGAAGAGCAUGGGGAAGGAACUUUGAUCCCUCAGAUUCAAGAAGAAUCUACUGAGCAAGAACUAUUUCUUCUGAGAGAAGAGCUGAGCCAGGCAAAAAGGAAAUGGCAUGAAAUGGAGGCAGUAAAGACCAAUGAAUGUCAAAGAGAAUCUGAAAAACUGGAGAGAAGCAAUUUUAUUCCAAAAUUGCCUGAAUGUUGGGAAGCAAGCACUCUGACAGAAAGUGGAGAUGGUAAUCUUACAAUACAACUAGAGAACCUCCAAAAUGAGAGAGAGCAGUUAAGAGAAACCAUACAGGAGACAAUUAGCAAGAAUUCCGAGAUGCAGGAGGAGUUGAAAUGUGCUCAUUGCUCUCUCAGACAACAUCAGGAGACUAUUGUGGAGCUGAAAGAAAGUAUUUCAGAGAAAGAAUAUCAACUCUUAGAAGCGCAAGAGGCAUUCAAGGAAACAACUGACGAACUGCAGCAGAAGCUCACUGAAGUCACUGAAAACCUGACUCAUGUCUCUUCUGAAUAUGACAAGCUACUGUCAGAAAAAGAAGAAAUUGAAAAAACAAUGAAUGACCACAUCUGUCAGCAACUUGACAAAAUAGCUUUACUUAAUGAGGAGAAAGAUGAGCUACAGCAAAUGGUAGAGACUUGUAAAGCAGAAAGAGAUCAGUUAGAGGCUGACUGUCUGGAAAGCAAGGAGAGAUCCUUAAAAGUUCUGACAGAAAUGGAAAACCUACAGGAAGAACUAAGGCAUCAGAAAGAGCAAGCUGAUAUCCAGAAGAACAUGUUAACAGAUGGAGAAGAGAAAUGGCAAAACACUGAAGAAAAACUAAAUGAAGAAAUAAACAAACAAAAGAAAAGGCAAGUAGUCAAGUUGAAUGAGGACUUAAAUUUGGUAACUAAGGAAAGGCACCAGCUGCUGGGAGAACUGAAAGAAAAAACUGAGAGUGAAAGCAGUAAACUUCAACAGUGGGAGGAGCAGUGCGACUUGUUAGCACAGGAGAGAGAUCAGCUCCAGGAGAUGCUGGGGUAUUCAGAGAAGAGCAAACUGGAGAUGAACCUGCAGGAGAGUGUUGAUAAGAUUCUCGAAACUGAGAAGGAAUUGAAGUGUCAACAAGAACUUCUGAGCAAUGAGAAGAUCAAGGCUGAAGAAAGGGAAGAACUUUUGGUAAAGGUUCAGAGGCGGUCAGGGAUUCUGGAGGACAGCCUAACAAACAAGGUAAGGUGUUCUGUUUUUAGUGUAGCUAUUCUGUCUUUUGCUGUUUUAUCACUGAUGUGCUAAACUUUUGCUCAAGAUAAAUCUCAUCUAAUUUUUAGUUCUGGCAUCCCAUUUCCUAAGAUGUAAACAGAGUGAGGCUUCUGUCAAGGAUCCUUCAGAUGUUAGUGUGAUUUCCCUAAGGGUAGCAGUACCUGAAAGAAACAAAGAAAGAAACAAACAAAAGUGAAUUAAUUAGGUGUAAAUUAGUGCAAUGUAGCACUCUGUGUUGUAGACCUGCUGGGCAAUGUCAAUUCAAUCAGUAUUUGCAAUGUAAGCCAUCCUCAAGUAGCCCUUCCAAAGCAGUUCUCAUGAAGGCUGCUCUUGUAAAAGUCUCCUUUUGUGUCCCCAGGAGGCAUGGGCACUGCUGAUUUCCCUCUCCAGAGAGUGGCAGAGGCUGGAUCCCCUUCUCAGGACAGACUCCUUGCCAGGAACACACAGGCAUGGGGGUAGCUCAACUGGCUUUUACUGGCAGCUCACUCAGCUCCUCUUUUGGUGUACUUGGUGUUUUUCUGUGACUACUCUUAAAAACACUGAAGAAUCAGAAAAAAAAAAAUGAAUAAAAGUUAAUCAUCAAGGCAGGGAGGUUGGAACCAGAUGAUCUGCAAAGGUCCCUUCCAAUCCAAACCAUUCUGUGAUCCUGUGAUUUUAUGAGAAGCACCAACCUGAACUGCUGCCUGUCCCAUAGAGGAGCUCCAUAUAUGUGAGCCACAUUAAACAGGCCAUGCCUCACUCCCCAUCUUCCCUGGCAGUCACAGAAUCAUAGAAUCAUUUAGGUUGGAAAACACCCUUAAAGUCAUUGAAUACAGCCAUUAAACUAACACUGUCAGGCUCACCACUAAACCAGAUCCCUCUGUGCUACAUCUACAUGUCUUUUAAAUAGCUCCAGGGAUGGUGACUCAACCACUUUCCUGGGCAGCCUUUUCCAACGCUUGACAACCCUUGCAGUGAAGAAAUGUUUCCUCAUAUCCAAUCUAAACCUCCCCUGGCGCAACAUGAGGCCAUUUCCUCCUGUCCUUUCACUUGUUACAUGGGAAAAGAGACUGACCCAGACUUCACUACAACCCCCUGAAAUGUAGCUGUACAGACCAAGAAGGACUCUCCUGAGCCUCCUUUUCUCCCGACUAAACACCCCAGUUCUCACAGCUGCUCCUGACAAGACUUGUGCUCUAGACCCUUCACCAGCUUCAUUGUGCUUCUUUGGUCACACUGCAGCACCUCAAUGUCUUUCUUUUAAUGAGGGGCCCAAAACUGAUCCCACACCGACUGUCUCACACCGACACUGCUCGGUCUCCCACUGGAACCACAUACAGACGUCUAAUUCCUCCUU
Messenger RNA from Tyto alba (common barn owl), 5536 nucleotides. RefSeq names its product centromere-associated protein E-like. Gene Ontology annotation, biological process: mitotic cell cycle; microtubule-based movement. Gene Ontology annotation, molecular function: plus-end-directed microtubule motor activity; microtubule binding; ATP binding. Gene Ontology annotation, cellular component: microtubule. The record is from RefSeq and is a predicted model, not a curated record. Lineage: Eukaryota; Metazoa; Chordata; Aves; Strigiformes; Tytonidae.